CGGGGAGACAACGAUUCCCAAAGACAUUCAAGGAGGACAAACGUUGAGGGUGACAAAACCUUCAGGGCGCAGACACUAUCACUUGAGUGGAGUCGAGGCUUGGGUGGCCCGAACUCGAGGUCAAAAGUUUCGAGGGUACCUAAGUGCAACAAUUGCAAGAAACACCACUCGGGUAAGUGUCAGGACCCUCCCAGGUGCUAUCAAUGCACAGAGGUCGGGCACACGAGAGUGAGUUGCCCACAAAUUGUGCAAAACCAAACUUCGGGGUCAAGUGGUGGAACUACAAGAAAUGAAAACCAAACCGAGGUUUCUCAAGGGAGCAGGGGACAUGGGGGAGCAAGCACGAGCAACGCGCCAUCCGUGAACCAAGGAAGGACCCAAGCUAGGGUCUAUGCGAUGACGGAGGCGGAUGCUCAAGCUAACCUGGAUUCCGUUGAAGGUAGUACCUCUUGUAUACUUGUUUUUUAUCCUUAAUUAGUCCAUAAAUUGAGGUUGCUAGUCGUUGGGAUCGUUGCACGAAGCUUGGGGGUCAAACGGAGCGAAAAUCGGGUGAAAGACGGCUGAUUUUUUGCCAACGCACACCAGGCUGGACCAUACGCACGGCCGUGCGUUGUCCGUGCGUUGGUCCGUGCGUUGGUGGCAGUAGCAACCGGGAAGAAAUUGCUAUACGCACGGCCGUGCGUUGUCCGUGCGUUGGUCCGUGUGUUGGUGGCAGUAGCAACCGGGAAGAAAUUGCUAUACGCACGGACGUGCGUUGUCCGUGCGUUGGUCCGUGCGUUGGUGGCAGUAGCUCCGUUUUGAGGUUAUAAGACACGCACGCCGUGCGUACCUCCUAGGCACGCCGUGCGUACCUCCUGGACAGCCCAAAGUCGACUUUUUUGCGCCGUAUUGCAACGUUAAGACCCGUUCUUGAUCUCAAACACGUGUGUGAACAUAAUAAACCUCUCUAAAUGAGUAGGGAGGGUAGGAAAGAUGUCUUACAUGGUUCAUGAAUGUAGGGACACUAAAGAUUAAUGGGAAGGAUGCGCGAAUCCUUAUCGAUACCGGGGCGCAACGUUCAUUUGUGAAUGAAGCGUUCGCCAAGAGUUUGGAAGUGCAAUCCGCACCAUUGAUGCAAACCUUAGUGGUAUCAACACCACUAGGGGAUGACGUGGAAACAACUCGUUACAAUCCAUCUUGUGGGGUGGAAGUUAAUGGUCAAACCUUGACGUGUGACUUCGUACCGCUGAGCAUGAUUGAAUUCGAUGCAAUCCUAGGGUUGGAUUGGCUAGAAAGGAACCAUGCUAGGGUAGAUUGCUACACGAAGGUUCUUAAACUCGAAGGCAAUGAUGGGGAGACCCUACGCUUCGAGGGCGAUCGAGGGAGAUCAAACAGAUGUAUCAUAUUCGUCGUGAGAGCGAGAAGUAGGAUGAGAAAGGGAUGCCACGCAUAUCUAGCAUACGUGGUUGACAUAACCAAAGAGGAAACGAACAUCGAUGAUGUGAGGGUGGUUUGUAAGUACCCGGAUGUUUUCCCUAAAGACAUACCGGGGCUUCCACCUAAUAGGGAGAUUGAAUUUGUGAUCGAGGUCGAACCCGGUACGAAACCAAUCUCUAUACCGCCAUGUCGGAUGGCACCUGCUGAACUUAAUGAAUUGAAAACCCAAUUGCAAGAGCUAUUGGAUAAUGGUUUCAUUAGAGCAAGACACUCCCCGUGGGGAGCACCAGUUCUUUUUGUGAAAAAGAAAGGUGGGACACUUCGAAUGUGCAUUGACUAUCGUCGACUGAACAAGGUCACAAUCAAGAAUAGGUAUCCUUUGCCUAGGAUUGAUGACUUGUUUGAUCAACUACGAGGAGCAACCGUGUUUUCGAAGAUUGACUUGAGGUCGGGGUACCAUCAAUUGAAGAUCAAGAAAGAUGACAUACCAAAGAGUGCUUUCCGCACAAGGUAUGGGCAUUUUGAGUUCCUCGUUAUGUCGUUUGGGUUAACAAAUGCCCCAGCGGCAUUCAUGGACUUGAUGAACCGAGUAUUCCAUAAAUGCUUGGAUCGAUUCGUGGUCGUGUUCAUAGAUGACAUCUUGAUUUACUCAAGGAGUGAAGAAGAACAUGAGGAGCACUUGAUACUUGUCCUCGAGACGCUACAGGGGAAGCAACUCUAUGCCAAAUUCUCUAAAUGUGAAUUUUGGCUAAAGGAAAUUGGCUUUCUCGGGCAUGUAGUUUCGGGAUCGGGAAUUGCCAUUGAUAGCAAGAAGAUAGAAGCCAUUACCGAGUGGGAGAGACCAAAGAACGUCAAGGAAAUUCGUAGUUUCCUUGGGUUGGCAGGCUACUACAGAAAGUUCGUGGAGAAGUUCUCCGUUUUGGCAUCGCCUUUCGGGAUCGGGAAUUGCCAUUGAUAGCAAGAAGAUAGAAGCCAUUACCGAGUGGGAGAGACCAAAGAACGUCAAGGAAAUUCGUAGUUUCCUUGGGUUGGCAGGCUACUACAGAAAGUUCGUGGAGAAGUUCUCCGUUUUGGCAUCGCCGUUGACGAAGCUCACUCGAAAGGGAACUAAGUUUAUAUGGGAUGACAAAUGUGAGAAAGGAUUCAUCGAACUGAAGAAGAGGUUGACCGAGGCACCGGUACUUGCAUUACCCAAACAGGGUAUGGGGUACGAUGUCUAUAGUGAUGCGAGCAUCCAAGGGUUUGGGUGUGUGUUGAUGCAGGAGGGGAGGGUAAUUGCCUAUGCUUCGCGACAGUUGAAGAAGCAUGAGGUAAAUUAUCCUACCCAUGAUCUGGAGCUGGAGCAGUAGUGUUUGCACUGAAGAUUUGGAGACAUUAUCUCUACGGAGAGACGUGUCACAUAUAUACUGAUCAUAAGAGCUUGAAGUACGUGUUUACUCAGAAAGAGUUAAACAUGAGACAGAGACGGUGGAUGGAGUUGAUAAAGGACUACCAUCAAGUUAUUGAGUACCAUCCAGGCAAGGAAAACGUUGUAGCAGAUGCCCUCAGUCGGAAGAGUUCGUCUGGGGCAUUGUUGACUAGUUUGAGGGCACUGAGGGCCCAAUUGGAUGUAUCUAACGACGGUGCCUUAUUGGCACGAUUCGAAGUGAGACCAACCUUACUUGAGGAGAUCAAGAAGGGUCAAGAGACGGACACAGAACUUAUGAAGGUCCGGGAACGCAUGCAAGCGGGACCGGUGGAGGAUUUCAGGGAAAGAGACGAUGGUCUCUUGUUAUUUCGUGACCGAGUGUGUGUACCGUCAGAUGAUGAGCUCCGAAAGUCCAUCUUAGAGGAGGCUCAUUCAUCGGCUUAUGCCAUGCACCCUGGGAGCACGAAAAUGUACCGUGAUUUGAAAGAAAGUUACUGGUGGUCUGGGAUGAAGAGGGAAAUAGCCGAGUACAUCAGUCAAUGCCUUACUUAUCAACAAGUUAAGGCAGAACAUCAGCAUCCAGCAGGCUUAUUACAACCACUUUCCAUCCCUGAAUGGAAGUGGGAGCACGUGACUAUGGAUUUCGUGGUAGGCUUACCACGGACUAUCAGGAACUAUGACGCGGUUUGGGUUGUUGUUGAUAGGCUCACAAAGAGGACACACUUUUU
Cuscuta epithymum is the source of this 3552-nucleotide messenger RNA. The record is from the annotation of a GenBank genome assembly. Lineage: Eukaryota; Viridiplantae; Streptophyta; Magnoliopsida; Solanales; Convolvulaceae.